ACAUUAAAUGUGCACAUUAUAAAACACUGUACUCAUCUCCCACUCCUACCACACAAGGAGAACAAAGAGAAUGGCUUCGAAUGUGAGUGAGAUGAACAAGAAAGCAGAGCUUAUCUUCAUUCCUGCACCUGGGCAUGGCCACUUGGCCUCAGCCCUGGAAUUUGCACAGCUCUUAAUCAACCGUCAUAACCAUCUUUCCAUCACAGUCCUCAACAUCAGGUUCCCUCUUAUUCCUUCAGACUCAUACAUCAAAACAGUUUUGUCUUCACAGCCUCAGAUCCAACUCAUUGAUCUUCCUGAAGUAGAACCACCUAAUGAGGAGUUUCUGAAGUCUCCUGAACACUACAUCCUGACCUUCAUGGAGAGCCUCAUACCCCAUGUGAAAGCUACAGUACAAAACAUUUUAUCAUCUAAUCCAAACCCAGUUGUGGGGUUGGUACUAGAUUUCUUCUGUGUUCCCAUAAUUGAUGUGGGAAAUGAACUUGGUAUCCCUUCUUAUUUAUUUAUUCCAUCAAAUGUUGGAUUUUUGGGUCUCAUGUUAUCCCAUCUGAAACGUCAGAUUGAGGAUGUGUUCAAUGAAUCUGAUCCUGAGUUGUUGAUUCCUGGUUUCACCAAUCUAGUUCCUCCAAGUGUUUUACCUGAUGCUUGUUUUAACAAAGAUGGUGGAUAUGUUGCUUAUUACAAGCUUGCUGAGAGGUUCAGAGAAACCAGAGGGAUUAUUGUUAACACUUUUUCUGAGUUGGAGCAUGAUGUUAUUGAUGCAUUAUCUGAUGAUCAUACUCCUCCAAUCUAUGCUAUUGGUCCUGUGAUUGAUCUUAAAGGCCAUCCAAAUCCAAAGUUAGACCAAGCACAGCAUGAACGUAUCUUCAAAUGGCUAGAUGAGCAGCCAGAUUCCUCUGUUGUUUUUCUCUGUUUUGGGAGCAUGGGAAGCUUUGUUCCAUCUCAAACAAGAGAGAUUGCACUGGGACUUCAAGGUAGUGGGGUUAGGUUCUUGUGGGCUUUGCGUUCUCCACCAACAACAGAUAAUGCAGAUAGAACUUUACCAGAAGGGUUCUCAGAAUGGAUGGAACUGGAAGGUAGGGGAAUGGUAUGUGGAUGGGCACCCCAGGUAGAGGUUCUGGCUCACAAAGCCAUUGGUGGGUUUGUGUCUCAUUGUGGUUGGAAUUCCAUCUUGGAAAGCUUGUGGUUUGGGGUACCAACAUUGACAUGGCCUAUCUAUGCAGAACAACAGCUGAAUGCUUUCAGGAUGGUGAGGGAAUGGGGAUUGGCUGUGGAGCUGAGAUUGAACUAUAGAUGGGGUAGUGCUCUUGUAAUGGCAGAGGAGAUAGAGAAAGGGCUGAAAAACUUGAUGGAUAAAGAUAACAUGGUGCACAAGAAGGUGCAAGAGAUGAACAAGAUGGCCAGGAAAGCUGUCCUUAGCGGUGGAUCUUCUUUUACUUCUGUUAGGAAACUCAUUGAUAAUAUGAUGAACAGAAACUGAUGCUUUUUCAUAGAUGCAGUAGCUACAUCUUAGAAUAAAUGCAUAAAGAUGUCAUAGCAUAUGUAAACAACUAUCUCCUGAAACAGGCUAUCAUUCUAGUGGAAAAUGUUGACUGAAUCUAAACUGAAAAUUGAAACUAGUUGCAGUCUAUGUAUGAAAAAAAUUGCUUUCUUUC
Messenger RNA from Lotus japonicus, 1655 nucleotides. RefSeq names its product UDP-glycosyltransferase 71K2-like. Lineage: Eukaryota; Viridiplantae; Streptophyta; Magnoliopsida; Fabales; Fabaceae. The record is from RefSeq and is a predicted model, not a curated record. The coding region runs from base 71 to 1480 and encodes 469 amino acids. The transcript has a single exon. Gene Ontology annotation, molecular function: UDP-glycosyltransferase activity.